This is a messenger RNA of Betta splendens (Siamese fighting fish), 1965 nucleotides long. It is a transcript of the gene fuz, whose product is annotated as fuzzy planar cell polarity protein. Gene Ontology annotation, biological process: vesicle-mediated transport; non-motile cilium assembly. The record is from RefSeq and is a predicted model, not a curated record. Bases 170 to 1462 code for a protein of 430 amino acids. The transcript has 2 exons. NCBI's taxonomy places the organism in Eukaryota, Metazoa, Chordata, Actinopteri, Anabantiformes, Osphronemidae.
CCAGGUCGGCGCUGCGCUGCCGCUCCUUCGGCGGAUGUAACAGAGCCCGUAACUUACAGCUGCAGCUCGACCAGCGGGAUGAAACGCUCCUCACCAGUUUGAAGAAUGAAUCAUGGGACAUCGUUACUGUGGAAACGACGGAGUGAGCCAGCGCUAGUUAAAGCCCAUAAUGAUGCUCCAGGAUGGAUCAACGCAGCUGCUCUGUCUCACGGCCAGCAGCGGGGUUCCUCUUUUUACAAGGGGGGCCUCCAAACAGCUGCCUUUCUCUGUCAUCGGCUCCCUGAAUGGGGUUCACAUGUUCGGGGGCGGUCAGGGAGUGGUACUGUCCGGCUGCGAGACUGAAGGUGGAGGCAAGGUCGUGUGGAGGGUCUUCCAGGACAGCGUGAUGCUCAUCGCUGUGAAUGGAGGGGGACAAGGUGGCGUGGGCUGCAGCAGGGAGGAGGAGGUUCGGCUGCAGCGCCUCCUGGAGAAUGUGUGGAACUGCAUGGUGCUGGUUUUGGGGCAGGAUGAGCUGGCCAACAUAAGGAACGUGGAGCGGCUGAAGAGGGACCUGCGCUCCUGCUUCGGCCUCAUCGAUCAGAUGCUGGAGGAGAGGCAGGAGGGCGUCUUGGGCAGCCUGACACACUGCGCCGAUUUACUGCUGCCUCCCAACCCCACUCUCCUUCAAGAGGCCGUGGACGGCUUUGCUGAGGCUGCAGACAGCGAGUUCGGCUGUCUCAUCAUCCACGGGCGAAUAGCUGCAGCCACCGAGAAGUGGUGGCGUUUAGCACCUCAGGAGGUUGUGCUGCUUUCAGCGUUAAUCCGGUCCCUCUCGGACUCCGCUUCUGCCUCGUGUGAUUAUCCAGUCUUCCUUCCUCAUGGCAGCCCCACCGUGGCCCACCGCCUGCUCCGCUUCCAGCUGCUGCCGGGGGCAGAUGUGUGCGUGCUGUGCGGGCCCAGCCCUUCCCUGCACACAGCCGAGACUGGGCUGGUGGGCCGCUUCUGGGCACCCCUGGUGGAGACCCUGAGAGACUGCCUCGCUGUCGGGGAGCGCUGCGUGCCGCAGGCCGUCAACCUGCGGCCCGACGUGCUCGCACUCCUUCUCAUUAACCGGGAAACUCGCCGUUCCGUCUCCUCUGUGCUCCAUCCACUCGCAGACGCUCCUCCGCCCUCGAAGGCUCGCUGCUGGGAGCUACUGAAGCUCUUCUACAUAUUCAGCACCACACGCUACUUCACGCAGGAGGAGUCUGUGUGCGUCUCCACGGAGGAGAGCGGUCCGAGAGGCCGUGCCAAUGACUUUGCCCGUGGAUUCUCCCACCAGCCACUACAGUGCUAUCUAGUCACAGAAGAAUGCAAAAGCUAUGCACUGCAGACACCGCAGCACCAGCUCUUCCUGCUCUUCCCACCAUCAGUGCCCACCUUUGUACUGCGCACAGCAGCCACACAGACGCUCUCUGAUGUAGUUGCAGCUACUGGGUUAUAAUGGAAGUGUUGACCUUGUUAUCAGUUAUUGUGACUUCUGUGCUAUGUUUACUGAUGAUUAUAAGCGCAUGGAGAACACUAGAGCCAAGGCUGUGUCUUUAGUAGCAGUUAAAGCCAGUCUGAGUUUCCCUUUUAGAAUCUGGUUACUGAGUGACGCUUAAUCAAACUGUGUUGGUAAAUCACAUGCAAAUUAUACACUGGGCUAAACGUGUAUAUUGUUUGUUUGACAGUAAUUUAACUUUGAAUCCAAAUAACUUGUUUGGUUGCAGUAAUAUAGAAAGUAACAAACUAUAUUUUACAAUAUCUCUGACUGAUUCAUAUUUUCUUACGGCUGGUGAUGUAAUACUUUAAAUAAGGUUAAGCUUUGUAGUACACGUUUCACUGUACAAUAGUAAUGUAUUAAUGUUUUUCCAUGUCUGACACUCAUUUUGAGCAAUAUGGCUAAAGUAGAGUGUUUUUAGAUUAAUUAAUUAAUAAAAAGCCACUGAGUUUUAAGUAUAGUCA